Molecule: messenger RNA, 1656 nt
Organism: Dermochelys coriacea (leatherback sea turtle)
Lineage: Eukaryota; Metazoa; Chordata; Testudines; Dermochelyidae
Gene: COG6
Product: component of oligomeric golgi complex 6
Exons: 15
Coding region: 39-1571 (510 amino acids)
Biological process (GO): intra-Golgi vesicle-mediated transport
Cellular component (GO): COG complex
Source: RefSeq, a predicted model, not a curated record
AAUGUCCUUGGCGCUUUUAUUACAGUCAAAGACUAGAAAUGAAAGCACAAGUUACAGGUGCUUUCAUAGAAAAAUUCCAACUGAGUCCAGAUGAAAUGAACGUUCUUCGAGGCACAAGAGAUGGCCCAAUUACUGAGGAUUUUUUCAAGGCAUUAGGAAGAGUAAAGCAAAUUCAUAAUGAUGUCAAGAUUCUUCUCCGUACAAACCAACAGAGAACAGGCCUAGAAAUUAUGGAACAGAUGGCUUUGCUCCAAGAGACUUCUUAUGAGCGACUUUACAGAUGGGCUCAAAGUGAGUGCAGGACUUUGACACAAGAAUCAUGUGACAUUUCUCCAGUUCUCACCCAGGCCAUGGAAGCCCUGCAGGAUAGACCUGUUCUGUAUAAGUACACCCUGGAUGAGUUUGGAACAGCUAGAAGAAGUGCAGUAGUCCGUGGCUUUAUAGAUGCUCUUACCAGAGGAGGUCCAGGUGGUACUCCCCGACCUAUAGAAAUGCACUCCCAUGACCCUUUGAGAUAUGUAGGAGACAUGUUGGCAUGGCUGCAUCAAGCUACUGCUUCUGAAAAAGAACAUCUGGAAGCUAUGUUAAAGCUUGUAACCACCCAAGGUGUGGAAGAAAAUGUACAAGAAGUAGUUGGGCACAUCACAGAAGGUGUCUGCAGACCUCUGAAGGUCAGAAUUGAGCAGGUGAUCAUUGCUGAACCGGGAGCAGUUUUAUUAUACAAAAUAUCUAAUCUUCUCAAGUUCUAUCACCAUACAAUCAGUGGUAUUUUGGGAAACAGUGCAGCCACGUUGUUAACCACAAUUGAAGAAAUGCAUUUGUUAAGCAAAAAAAUAUUCUUCAGUAGUCUGAGCCUACAUGCAAGUAAACUAAUGGAAAAGGUUGAACUCCCACCACCUGAUCUUGGCCCAAGCUCUGCACUGAAUCAAACGCUUGCAUUGCUACGUGAGGUUCUGGCAUCCCAUGACUCAUCUGUUGUACCACUGGAUGCUCGUCAAGCUGACUUUGUACAGGUUCUGUCUUGUGUGCUAGAUCCAUUAUUACAGCUAUGUACAGUAUCUGCUAGUAAUUUAGGCACAGCUGACAUGGCAACCUUCAUGGUGAAUUCACUUUAUAUGAUGAAGACUACCCUGGCUCUCUUUGAAUUUACUGACAAACGUCUGGAAAUGUUACAAUUUCAGAUUGAAGCACACUUGGAUACGCUAAUAAAUGAACAAGCUUCUUGUGUGUUAACUAGAGCCGGUCUAAGUUGCAUAUACAAAUCUGUGCAGCAGCUCAAACCAGAGCAGGGACCCCUGGCAAACUUGCCUAGCUUGGAUUCAGUGUCACUGAAAGCUGCAAUGGUUCAGUUUGAUCGUUACCUGUCUGCUCCUGAUAAUCUGUUAAUGCCACAACUGAAUUUCCUUCUAAGUGCUACUGUGAAAGAGCAGAUAAUAAAACAGUCCACAGAACUGGUCUGCAGAGCCUACAGUGAUAUAUAUGCAGCCGUGAUGAAUCCAGCCAAUGAAUAUAAGGAUCCAGAAACCAUAGUACACAGAUCUCCUCAUCAAGUUCAGUCACUUCUCUCAUAAACUUAUUUUCCAAAUUAUGUUGCAGAACACUGACUGUAAUGUUUCAUAACAUUACAUUCCCUCAAUAUUAAAGCCCUGAAUAUUU